Molecule: messenger RNA, 954 nt
Organism: Yamadazyma jaroonii
Lineage: Eukaryota; Fungi; Ascomycota; Pichiomycetes; Serinales; Debaryomycetaceae
Source: the annotation of a GenBank genome assembly
AUGAGUGUCCAAUAUAAAUAUUAUCCAACUAAGAAAGCAACUAUAAUAUCAGCUCCAUUUUCUGGUGGUCAACCAAAGGGAGGUGUUGAAUUAGGACCUGAAUUCAUCUUAAAGUCAGGAUUUGAAAAACAAAUUAACGAUUUAGGUUGGGAGACCAAAUUAGACUUCCCAUUAGAUGGUACUGAUUUUGAAAAUGCUAAGACUGAUGAUAAAGAUUCAUUUGGUGUUAAAAAUACUGCUAUUGUUAAUGAUUGUAAUAAAAGAAUCUCAUCAGCUGUUUUAAACAGUUUGAAAGAUGGAAGGUUACCUGUUACUGUCGGUGGAGAUCAUUCAAUUGGUACUGGUACUUUGUUAGCUGCUUUACAACACAAUCCUGAUACUUGUAUAUUAUGGAUUGAUGCACAUGCUGAUAUCAAUAGUCCAAAAACUUCUGAUUCUGGUAAUUUACAUGGAUGUCCAGUAUCAUUCUUGAUGGGAAUUGAUAAAGAAAGUUAUCCACCAGAAUUCGAUUGGAUUCCAUCAGGCAUUUUAAAAUCAAACAGAAUCGCAUACAUCGGUUUAAGAGAUGUUGAUGAUGGUGAAAAGAAAAUAUUAAGAGAAAACAAUAUUCCAGCAUUUUCUAUGUAUCAUAUUGAUAAGUACGGUAUUGGAAAAGUCGUAGACAUGGCUUUAGAUAAAAUCAAUCCUGAUAGAAACUUACCUAUUCAUGUAAGUUAUGACGUUGAUGCUAUAGAUCCUUCGUUCGUUCCUGCUACUGGUACUAGAGUCGAAGGUGGUUUAACUUUGAGAGAAGGUUUAUUCAUCGUUGAAGAAAUUGCCCAAACCGGUUUAUUAAACUCUUUGGAUAUUGUUGAAACUAAUCCCUCUUUAGCUGAACAUGAUGGUCACAUUUUGGAUACUGUCAGUGCUGCUUGUGCUAUUGGAAGAUGUGCCUUAGGUCAAACUUUAUUAUGA